Aureobasidium musti is the source of this 1095-nucleotide messenger RNA. Lineage: Eukaryota; Fungi; Ascomycota; Dothideomycetes; Dothideales; Saccotheciaceae. The record is from the annotation of a GenBank genome assembly.
AUGCUAUUUGGAUGUGUUGUUAUGUUUCAGCUUGUAUGGAUAUUGUUGGCGGCAGCAGAUCAGCAUGUUGAUCGAGCAGCCAUACAAGUGCAAGAACGCGAAUUGGCUAGGAAAUGGGGUCGACCNAGUAAGUCCCAGACUCGCACUUUGCAUACGCGUUUGUUAACGAAUGUGAUGGCUCAGGGAAGUUUCGCAGGCCUGGUCACUUUCGCUCAUUUGCCUUAUACACAGUGCUUGAAUAGUUUGCGACACAAAUACGAUGUGGCGAUCGUAGGCGCGCCGUUUGAUACUGGGUCCACUUACCGCAGCGAGGCAUACAUGGAACUAGGCUCUCGAGACCCAGCGUUUGAUGCUGGAAAAGCGCACGAUGAUGUUGACGAGGGGUUUGCCAGAUAUCCCAAACUGAUCACCUUGGGUGGUGACCAUUCUAUUGCGUUGCCGGCCUUGAGAGCCCUGCAUGAGCUGUAUCAGAAGCCAAUCGCAGUCGUGCACUUCGAUGCUCAUUGUGAUACCUGGCCCGGCCUCAAGCAAGAAGACGACGAAUACUGGUUCAGCGAGCAGGCGAACUACAAUCACGCUUCAGUCUUCUGGAACGCAGCUCAAGAGAGACUAUUAGCAAAUGGAUCGUGCAUCCACGCAGGACUCCGAAGUCGCUUGACGGGAACCAGUUUCCAAGAUUAUGCAAACGACGUACAACAGGGGUUCAUGCAAAUUGAGGUGGACGAUAUCGAUCGAUGGGGUGUCGAGGGCAUUGCCAAGAGAAUCAUGGCCAGAGUGGGUACAGAGAUUCCGGUGUAUCUCAGUAUUGACAUUGAUGUUUUGGAUGUGGCGUAUGCACCAGCAACUGGUACCCCUGAAGCAGGUGGCUGGUCCACUAGGGAGUUGAUCAGGAUAUUGAGAGGCAUUGAAGGCUUGAAUGUCGUUGGUGCGGACAUUGUUGAAGUUGCUCCUGCUUACGAUGGUGUCGGAGAGCCUACAUCCAUAGCAGCUACACAGAUCGUCUACGAGGUUCUGACAAGCAUCGUGAAGAGAGGGUUGAAGGCAGUGGAGGAUGAUAGCAAAGCGGAAAAUUAUCACCUCAAAGAUGAGCUUUAA